Messenger RNA from Radiomyces spectabilis, 150 nucleotides. RefSeq lists its product as uncharacterized. Gene Ontology annotation, molecular function: zinc ion binding; RNA polymerase II cis-regulatory region sequence-specific DNA binding; DNA-binding transcription factor activity, RNA polymerase II-specific. The annotation marks the transcript as partial. NCBI's taxonomy places the organism in Eukaryota, Fungi, Mucoromycota, Mucoromycetes, Mucorales, Radiomycetaceae. Gene Ontology annotation, biological process: positive regulation of transcription by RNA polymerase II; negative regulation of transcription by RNA polymerase II. The transcript has a single exon. The record is from RefSeq and is a predicted model, not a curated record.
UGCACCAACUGCGACACCACGAAUACUCCGUUAUGGCGUCGCAACGCAGGCGGCGAUCCACUGUGCAAUGCAUGCGGCUUGUUCUUGAAACUUCACGGUACCGAACGUCCUCUGAGCAUGAAGACCGAUGUCAUCAAGAAACGUAACCGC